AUGGAGAAAGCGUUCUGCGUACUUGUUACUUUGCUUGCUUCAAUGCUCAUUUGCAAUGGAUCAUCCUAUGCCCGACAUGUUAUUUCGACAGUGUUCCCGAAACUUGUAGAGCCGCGAAGUUCAACCGGGGAACUCACAUUGAUAAUACACGCUGGUCUCGUACUUAAGUUGCGCAGAAUUUCCGUCUUUGCGGAUAACUUUCAAGUUACCACAUAUUCAGACAAUUACAAGAUUGUUGAACAGAAUUCCGCAAAACUCCAAAGAGAAUUGUACCACGAUCCAGAACAUGAAGCUGCCCUCGUAAUUGAAUUUAUAGAUGACGGCAUACAGGUGAUUGGAAUCCUGGGAGACACACUGCGUGUGAGGCCCUCGUCUAUGGCAGAGAGAAACUUGGACGGCCAUGUGGCACACGAACUAUUUGAAAUACCAGUACGGAGUGCUCAAUACGACAAUCCCGAUAAAGCCGCGUUUCAAACUCGCCAUUUGAAUGGAAUCUUGGAAUCUCGGAUGGCUGCUAAGUCGCGCAAAGAACUAUUGACAAUAACCCCAGAGGUGCAUAUUAUGGUCGACACCACACAUUCCUCCCAGUUCGACAGUCAGAACAGAACGAUAGAUUAUCUCGCUGUAUUUUUCGCAUUUGUAAACAUGAAAUUCAAGACACUCUCAAGGAGUAAACUGGAUGUACAGCUCGUGUUAUCACGACUCACAAUCUUUAGGAACGGAAAUGAAAGCUUUGUACAAAAGCCCGAUGACCGCCAAGACAUUAUGCUCAUGCGAACCUUGGAAACAUUGAAAUAUUUCGUUGGAAACAAUACACAGAAUUUUAGAAAGGAUGACUUGGUAGUACUACUAACAGGAUGCGACCUUGCUCAGAUGGAUGAUAAAGGAGAACUCUUCCUGGGAGUAACGGGUUUCGCCUACGUUGGAGGAGCUUGCAGCGCUGAUAAAGUGGGCAUCGUGGAAGACAUGAAUAAAAUGUUCGACGGUGUGCAUUCAUUUGCACAUGAAGUUGGACACCUACUUGGAAUGGUUCACGACGAAGAAGAUCCUCCUGAAGAACUGCCGGGGAGCCCUGGUGGUAAAGGAUGCUAUGCAUCGGCGGGAAACAUUAUGUCUCCAUCACAAACUUUAACAAGUAAUCACAAAUUCUCCGUAUGUAGUGCCGAACAGAUUCGAGUAUUCGUAAACAGUCAAAAGCGGAAAUGUCUUAAAAAUCAGCGUCCAAGGCACACCUCUAAUCUUCAUGUAACUAAGAUAACGACGGAGCAGGUUUCACCACAAGAUUUCUGUGAAAGAAAGCACCCAGAACUUUCAAACGUUCGCUAUCAAAAGGAAAUGUCUGAGGGUGGCUCGACAUUCAGCAUCAAGAAAUGCCAGAUUGUAUGCCUAGAUGAGUCAACGAAUAAUUUCGAAGUUCAUGAUGCUCCAGAUAGUACUCCUUGUGAUGACAAUAGAGAUAUAAAGAUGUGCUUGAACAAACAGUGCACAAUUCCAAAGAACAUUACUACUUUCCCUAAGAAAACCUACUAUACGAGCUCAUAA
Molecule: messenger RNA, 1542 nt
Organism: Ixodes scapularis (black-legged tick)
Lineage: Eukaryota; Metazoa; Arthropoda; Arachnida; Ixodida; Ixodidae
Product: snake venom metalloproteinase-disintegrin-like mocarhagin
Exons: 14
Coding region: 1-1542 (513 amino acids)
Biological process (GO): proteolysis; DNA metabolic process
Molecular function (GO): ATP-dependent activity, acting on DNA; ATP binding; DNA binding
Source: RefSeq, a predicted model, not a curated record